This is a messenger RNA of Dromiciops gliroides (monito del monte), 3083 nucleotides long. It is a transcript of the gene KHDC4, whose product is annotated as KH domain containing 4, pre-mRNA splicing factor. The coding region runs from base 102 to 1934 and encodes 610 amino acids. The transcript is spliced from 14 exons. Gene Ontology annotation, molecular function: RNA binding. Lineage: Eukaryota; Metazoa; Chordata; Mammalia; Microbiotheria; Microbiotheriidae. Gene Ontology annotation, cellular component: nucleus. The record is from RefSeq and is a predicted model, not a curated record.
GGAAAGGGUUGUGCGCGAAGGCGUUGGGGGCGGAAGUGACGGGGAGCGGUGUUAGUGGUGUGGGGUGGUAGUUGGCGGGUGGUUGAGCUGAUCCUGUCGCCAUGUCCGCGGGGAGUGCGGCGCAUCCCGGGGGUGGCGGGCGAAGAAGUAAAUGGGACCAGCCAGCACCAGCCCCACUUCUCUUCCUCCCACCUGCUGCCCCUGGUGGAGAGAUUCCCAACAGUGGGGGGAGUCCUGGGGGAUCAGCAGCUGCUCCCUCAGGAGCCUUAGAUGCAGCAGCUGCUGUGGCCGCCAAAAUCAAUGCUAUGCUGAUGGCUAAAGGAAAGCUCAAACCAACCCAAAAUGCUGUUGAGAAGCUUCAGGUUCCAGGCAAAGGCCUGGUCAGCAAUAAAAGCAAAGAUGACCUGGUGGUAGCUGAAGUAGAAAUCAAUGAUGUCCCCCUUACAUGCAGGAACUUAUUGACACGAGGACAGACUCAGGAUGAGAUCAGCCGACUGAGUGGGGCUGCAGUCUCCACUCGAGGGAGAUUCAUGACAGCAGAGGAGAAAGCCAAAGUGGGACCUGGGGACCGUCCAUUAUAUCUUCAUGUUCAGGGCCAGACCCGGGAGUUAGUAGACAGAGCUGUGAACCGAAUCAAAGAAAUCAUCACUAAUGGAGUUGUGAAGGCUGCCACAGGGACCAGUCCAACUUUCAAUGGAGCAACAGUCACUGUCUAUCACCAGCCUGCUCCUGUCGCCCAACUGUCACCAGCUAUUGGUCAGAAGCCUCCAUUCCAGUCAGGGCUGCAUUAUGUUCAAGACAAAUUAUUUGUGGGUCUGGAACAUGCUGUGCCCACAUUUAAUGUCAAGGAGAAGGUAGAAGGCCCCAGCUGCUCAUAUUUGCAACACAUUCAGAUUGAAACUGGCGCCAAAGUCUUCCUACGAGGCAAAGGCUCAGGCUGCAUAGAACCAGCUUCAGGCCGUGAAGCUUUCGAACCAAUGUAUAUUUACAUUAGUCAUCCCAAACCAGAAGGCCUUGCUGCUGCCAAGAAACUCUGUGAAAAUCUCCUACAAACAGUUCAUGCGGAAUACUCCAGAUUUGUGAAUCAGAUUAACACUGCCGUACCUUUACCAGGCUAUACACAACCCUCUGCUAUAAAUAGUGUCCCUCCUCAACCACCAUAUUAUCCAUCCAAUGGCUAUCAGUCUGGUUACCCUGUUGUUCCCCCUCCUCAGCAGCCAGUUCAGCCUCCCUAUGGAGUACCAGGCAUAGUGCCACCAGCUGUUUCAUUGGCACCUGGAGUCUUGCCAACGUUACCUACUGGAGUCCCACCUGUGCCAACACAAUAUCCGAUUUCACAAGUGCAGCCUCCAGCUAGCACUGGACAGAGUCCAAUGAGUGGUCCUUUUCUCCCUGCUGCCCCUGUCAAAACUGCCUUGCCUACUAGUCCUCAGCCUCAACCCCCACUCCCAGCACAGCCCCAGGGGCAGAAGAGGCGGUUCACAGAGGAGCUACCAGAUGAACGAGAAUCUGGACUUCUGGGAUACCAGCAUGGACCCAUUCAUAUGACUAAUUUAGGUACAGGCUUCUCCAGUCAGAGUGAGAUCGAGGGUGCGGGAUCGAAGCCGGCAAGUUCCUCAGGCAAGGAGAGAGAGAGGGACAGGCAGUUGAUGCCUCCACCAGCUUUCCCAGUGACUGGAAUAAAAACUGAAUCUGAUGAAAGGAAUGGGUCUGGGGCCUUAUCAGGCAGCCAUGAUUAUCCAGCUAAGAAGAUGAAAACCACGGAAAAGGGAUUUGGGCUGGUAGCUUAUGCUGGGGAUUCAUCUGAUGAAGAGGAGGAGCAUGGAGGCCAUAAAAAUGCAAGUACUUUCCCACAGGGCUGGAGUUUGGGAUAUCAAUACCCAUCAUCACAGCAUCGAGCUAAACAGCAAAUGCCUUUCUGGAUGGCCCCGUAGAAGACAUCAGAGCAGAUCAUCAGUGACUCUUCUCUAGCAAUAAUGCAUGUGUGUCACGUAACAGACUGUGGAGCUGGGGGAGCCAUCUUUAACGUUUCCAGAAGUUAGAGGUGCUGUGUCCCCUUCCAGAGGAGUUCCAUUCUUUUAAAAAUGCUCUUAUUUCUACAGCAGCAUACCAUCCAUUAAAAGAUGUUGAGAAUCACAGGCUUAUUUCAGGGGAGAGAGGAUGUCUUGAGAAUGGAUGAAAUGUGCUUGCUUGAUAAAAGGAGCAAAGUGUUGCUUGUGGUCUGGCCCCCAUAUUAUUUACAAAUGUAAGACCCCAGCUCUGACAUGAUACAAAUACUAUUUGUAUUUCCCUGCUGUUCAUGAAUGUUUAUAAGCAGUGGCAGCCAAAAUCUUAGCAUUAAGGGGGACAUCAUUUUGAGAACUUGCAUUCUAUCUUUUAAUAUUUAAUUCUUCUAAGAGACCCUUUUCCAUAUUCCGUUGUUGGAUUACUUUUGUUUUGAAAAAUGCUGUUUUCUCACUUGAGAAUCUUGGAUCUAACCAGUUCCUGAGUGGAAAGUUGAAGUUAUUUCCUCAUCUUUAUUGGGAUUAUCUACAUACCCAGCACCUUCAGCAUAUUUAUGUCUUAAGACAGUCAUUGCAACUUUAUUUCAUCCCUCUAAACUUUCCCUCUCUUCAGCUGGUCCAGAUGAAACUCCUUGACUAUGAGCAGGUCAGAGCAUCUGAAGUUGUUCUCUUACUACUCUCAGUCUACCAGGUUCUUUUCCCAACUCAUCACCAUGGAAAUUGUAUGUCUCCACAGAACUGGUUGCAGCUGUAGUAGAGAGAUUUGACUGCUCUGGCUAGGCUGGUGAAUCAUUUAGAGUGACUGAAAUUGCAGCUAGUUUCUUUUUUCUUGGCAUUACAAAGGUCCUGCCAAAAGAACUUUUUUUUGUAUUGAGAAUAUUGAUAUGUGAAUCCAUUGAGAAUGUCGGCGCUGGCCUGCAGAGCAGGAGUUAGUGUUUGAGAUAUUGGGACUGUUGUUUUUGCACACUUGAACACUUUGCAGGCUGGCUUUGUAUAAAAUUUCUCUGGUUUCCUAUAUGUUGUAAAUAUUUAGAACCAUAAUUUCAUUAUAAAUAAAUAUAAAUAUUCUGCAUUCCAGUU